Messenger RNA from Plasmopara halstedii, 150 nucleotides. RefSeq lists its product as uncharacterized. The coding region runs from base 1 to 150 and encodes 49 amino acids. The record is from RefSeq and is a predicted model, not a curated record. Lineage: Eukaryota; Oomycota; Peronosporomycetes; Peronosporales; Peronosporaceae. The transcript has 2 exons.
AUGGUGCAGCCGAUCCGUAUUGGAGAGUCGCGAUCCAUAACGAAUACCGAGAAGCUUGGCUUCAUUAGUAUUGUCAGUGACUCUUCAUACUCACCGCCGAGCAAUACCUUUGGACACGUAGAAACUGAGGAACAACAGAGAGAUCAUUGA